Molecule: messenger RNA, 1901 nt
Organism: Harmonia axyridis
Lineage: Eukaryota; Metazoa; Arthropoda; Insecta; Coleoptera; Coccinellidae
Gene: Tip60
Product: histone acetyltransferase Tip60
Exons: 8
Coding region: 400-1785 (461 amino acids)
Biological process (GO): regulation of DNA-templated transcription
Molecular function (GO): histone acetyltransferase activity
Source: RefSeq, a predicted model, not a curated record
UCUGUGCUGCUCUCUUGAUGCAUAGAAUAGACUCAUCUUUUUCUUUUAUUUUUUUCUAAUUUCAUGCAUACCUACUCCAUGCAAGAAGUUUUGAUUGAAGGUAAUUGCAUUGAGGAGGUUUCUAUGAUGCUUAAAUUACAAGAAGUAAUGAAUUGUUAUGCGAAGUAAAUAAAUUUGUUUUGUUGGCAAUAAUAAUGACGUUGACAAAUGAUAAUUGACAUGUCUUGAGUCAAUCGUCAACCUCAAAUAAACGAGCGUGUUUAUAAACAACAAACAAGUUUAUAUUUAUUUGUUGGAAUCAAAAUGGAUUACUAUUAUUUAUCAGUUCUCUCCCUAAAUGAAUGGUGAGGGCUAGUUAUGUCAUUUAUUCUGUAAAAAUUUGUAAAAUAUUCAAUACUCAUGAAAGUUGAAAUGGAAGAUUUGGACGACACUGAUACCACUAUUUGUGAUUCGGUGAAUUCACUGGUAGAAGGAUGCCGUUUACCUGUACAUAUGAAAGGGACCGACGACUGGCCCUUGGCAGAACUCAUCAGUAUAAAAGAAAUAUUGGGGACAAAGUGUUAUUACGUACAUUAUGUGGACUUCAAUAAGAGGCUAGAUGAGUGGGUUACAGAAGAAUUUUUGGAUACUAGAAAAGUUCAUUUUCCUAAGAAAGAUGGAACUAGUAAUACUGGUGUAUCUACUCCUAAGAAAUCACAUUUUGGUGAUGUUAAUUCCAGACCUACCAGUCCAAUACCAGCCCCAACUCAGGAUAUUCUCAAUGGAAAUGCUGUGUUAGCGGCUGCAUUACAAAAAAAAAUAAAUAGGAAAAGGAAAGUUCCUGCCCCUGAAAAUGAAGAUUCUCUUGAUGCACCAGCGCCUCCUGUUCCAGGCCCAAGACAAUCUGGCAGUAUGGUAGCUCACCAUGACGAUGUAGUUACAAGAAUGAAAAACGUUAAUAUGAUUGAACUUGGCAAACAUAGAAUUAAACCUUGGUAUUUUGCUCCAUAUCCACAGGAGAUGGUAAAUCUUUCGUGCAUAUAUAUAUGUGAGUUCUGUUUGAAAUACAAAAAAAGUCGAAAAUGUUUAGAGAGACACUUGGUAAAAUGCAACUUGAAACAUCCUCCUGGAAAUGAAAUAUACAGAAAAGAAGGCAUUUCCUUUUUUGAGAUAGAUGGUAGGAAGAAUAAGCAGUAUGCUCAAAAUUUAUGUCUUUUAGCAAAACUGUUUCUUGAUCAUAAAACCUUAUAUUACGAUACCGAUCCUUUCCUAUUCUACGUCAUGACUGUGUUUGAUAAUAGAGGAUUCCAUAUUGUUGGAUAUUUUUCAAAAGAGAAAGAGUCAACUGAAGAUUACAAUGUUGCUUGUAUAUUAACAAUGCCUCCUUAUCAGAGGAAAGGUUAUGGAAAAUUAUUGAUCGAGUUCAGUUAUGAACUGUCUAAGUUCGAGGGAAAAACAGGUUCACCAGAGAAACCACUUUCAGAUUUAGGCUUAUUGUCUUAUAGAAGCUAUUGGGCACAGACUAUUUUAGAAAUUCUCAUCACAAUGAAUCCUGUUGGGGAAAAUGAGAAACCUCAAAUAACAAUAAACGAAAUUUGUGAAUUGACCAGUAUCAAGAAAGAAGAUGUGAUAUCAACAUUGCAAAAUUUGAAUUUAAUUAAUUAUUAUAAGGGGCAGUAUAUAAUUGCGUUGAACAAAGAUAUAAUGGAUAGUCAUAGGAAGGCAAUGGAAAGUAAAAAAAUCAGAAUAGAUCCUAAAUGUUUGCACUGGACGCCAAAAGAUUGGGGUAAAAGAGCAAAAUGGUGAAUCAUAUUAGAAUUUUUAAAUACUGUCGUCUUAUAUCAAUUGAUAAAUACGUUGAAUUUUACUCUGAAAUUGAAACUCUAUGUAUUUAUUAAUUAAUAAAACAAUUUUAUUAAAAA